AUGGGCGCUUCCAGCCACGUUCGCUUCGCCUUCGCUGCGCUGAUGGCCAGCUUGAUGACUGUAAUGGGUGACAAGAGCGCUUCUCCUACCUUGCCUGCCACCUUUGAAGUGGACUUGCUAUUCCCUCGCAAUGAGACUUACGCUCCGAGCUGGCUGAUGCCCGUCGUCUUUGCAAUUCAGAAUCCAUCUCUGGCUGUCCCGCUGUCUGCUUCAAUCCAGUGGAGCAUGUGGGAGGGUAAUAGCACGAGGUCGCCAGGCCAUAUCGGCGGUGGUGGUUUUGAUGUGGACGGCGAUGUGAGGACGGCGACAUCCACACCCAAAAACCCCUAUAUGCUCAGCGGUGCUGUCAACACCAUUUCUUACCCAGACGGCGUCUGGACUCUCGCCUGGUACGUGCAGUACAACAUUUGCGGGGGCCCAACGCAUAGCGAAAACUUCACCACCGUCUUCACCGUCAGCAAGUCUGGAAAGGCAAUCGAUCUUGAGGCGGCUACAUCGUCUGACGUUUGUGGCGCCGCGCAGGCUCAAGCAUUCAACAUAACCUCUCCUUGGGGAUGUGGUAUGCUGGGUCCCAGCCCAACCACCAACCCAUGUGCGGCGACAAUCGACUCUGCAGCCGCAUCCAGUCUAUCUGCCUUGGCCAGAGCCACGGGCGCUAUCUGCACCUCUUACAGUUCCAACCUCACCUGCCUGGAUCCGAGCCCGCCUCCCGGUCAACCUUCAGCAGCCAAUCCUCGCGUGGUAGCGGCGUCAACAUUGCUUACGCUACUGGCUGCAUUGGGUGCCCUGAUCCAUCUUGCAUGA
Trichoderma virens Gv29-8 is the source of this 804-nucleotide messenger RNA. RefSeq lists its product as uncharacterized. The coding region runs from base 1 to 804 and encodes 267 amino acids. The transcript has a single exon. The record is from RefSeq and is a predicted model, not a curated record. Lineage: Eukaryota; Fungi; Ascomycota; Sordariomycetes; Hypocreales; Hypocreaceae.